GUAGUAUAAUAUGUGCUUCAUAUUAUUAUAAAUAUGAAUAUUUUUUAUGUAUAGAUUUUAUCUGUAUAAAAUAUAAUAUAUUGUUAACUACGGAGUACAGACACAGAUAUCUAUACCUACUGGCUACAAAUAUUUGUGAAUUUGUGAUAGUGUCAACUCAUUGACUUUAAAUUGUUGUUAAAUACUAAAAUGUAAAUACUAAGUACUAAGGAGGUAAGACUUAACAUACCUAUACACAGUGAUCAGUUAACUUUUUAAAACAUAGUACUAUAAUGUUAAUAGUAAUUAUUAAAUAAUUUUAAAUAACAUAGGCGUUAGUGCAUACAAUACUACUUAACUACACAGACACAUAGGUAGUAAAUUAGUAUUUACUGCAUACACACUGCAGCUGCGCUGCACCAAACCGACCGAUUUAAAAUUGACAAUCUUGAUUUUUGUUGCAUUGCAUAGAACAAAUUGUUUUACGCUUCAUUGGUAAGGCACUAGACGCUGUAUUUGGAUUCUGGAACUAAGAAUAUUGAAAAUUUAAAGAAUUCCUAAUGGCUUGGAGAUCUCACGGACGAAAUAAUAUUGAACUUGUACAAAACUUACGAGCUAACAAUGUUAUUAAAAGUGAUAAAGUAGAAAAAAUAAUGAAAGCUGUUGAUAGGGGAAAUUAUGUAUCAACAUCACCAUAUUUAGAUGUACCACAAAGUAUUGGGUAUGGAGUUACAAUCAGCGCACCUCAUAUGCAUGCGUAUGCUUUGGAACUAUUGAAAGACCAAUUAUUAGAAGGGGAACGAGCCUUAGAUAUUGGUUCUGGAUCUGGAUAUUUAACUGCUUGUAUGGCUAUUAUGUUAGGGGAAAACGGUAAAGCAGUUGGCAUCGAUCAUAUUCCUGAACUUGUUGAAAAAUCUUUAGAAAAUGUUAAAAAAGAUAAUCCUGAACUAUUGAAUUCCCAGAAAGUGAUUUUAGAAAUUGGAGAUGGAAGACUAGGAUUAGAAAAAUAUGCACCGUAUAAUGCAAUACAUGUUGGAGCUGCAGCUGAAAAAAUUCCACAACCGUUAAUUGAUCAAUUAAAACCUGGUGGACGUCUCGUAUUACCAGUUGGACCACAAAAUGGAAACCAAGUGUUAGAAGUGAUUGAUAAAAAAUUGGAUGGCUCAAUAUCCAGAAAAAAGCUUAUGGAUGUAAUUUAUGUUCCUCUAACAGAUGCAAAAUCUCAAAGAAGGGAUUCAGACCACUGACCAUGCACUAUUAUUUUUGUCUAAUAAGAUUAUAAUACUUUUAGCUCUGGAUUAUUAAUUAAUAAAUUAUCUUAAAUUUUCAUAAAAUAUAAUCUUAAGCAGAAUACCAUUGAACGUUUUUCAAAAUAUUGUUUUAUUUUAAUUCCUAAAUGUUUAUGAUUGUUAUAAAAUUAUAUUUAUAAAUUACUAACGUAUUGACUCGUUACAAAUGUUAUGUUUUAUCAGCGACUGUAUUUAUUUAUUUUAUAUAAUAUGAUUUGUAGCAUAAUUGUAACUCAUUAAUGUAAUAAAUAAUAAUCAUGAACAAAGA
Aphis gossypii (cotton aphid) is the source of this 1536-nucleotide messenger RNA. It is a transcript of the gene Pcmt, whose product is annotated as protein-L-isoaspartate(D-aspartate) O-methyltransferase. Gene Ontology annotation, molecular function: protein-L-isoaspartate (D-aspartate) O-methyltransferase activity. Gene Ontology annotation, cellular component: cytoplasm. Gene Ontology annotation, biological process: protein modification process. The record is from RefSeq and is a predicted model, not a curated record. NCBI's taxonomy places the organism in Eukaryota, Metazoa, Arthropoda, Insecta, Hemiptera, Aphididae. The coding region runs from base 540 to 1226 and encodes 228 amino acids. The transcript has 6 exons.